Messenger RNA from Dioscorea cayenensis subsp. rotundata (Guinea yam), 2364 nucleotides. RefSeq lists its product as uncharacterized. The record is from RefSeq and is a predicted model, not a curated record. Gene Ontology annotation, molecular function: zinc ion binding. The coding region runs from base 387 to 2174 and encodes 595 amino acids. Lineage: Eukaryota; Viridiplantae; Streptophyta; Magnoliopsida; Dioscoreales; Dioscoreaceae. The transcript has 2 exons.
AAUCAGUGUUUAUCACUGGACAACAAAAAGUUUUUGCAUUUGGUUGGUGAACCAUUUGCCCAAAUUGCACUUGACUUUGUAGGAUAUUACAAAAAUACCAUUCAUGAUAAGUAUGCUACUUUGGACUAGGGCUACCCUUGUAAAUUUGGAACAAAUCGGGGGUUAUAUGUAUAAAAAUCCCCAAAUCCCCUUCUCGAUUCCUCUCCCCUUUUCCUCUUCUCCGACGUCUCCCAUCCCUCGUCGGCGCCGCUCGAAUCUCCGUUAAAGCCUCGGAUUGGAUCUCGUUUUGGAUAGAUUAGAGCUCCUUUUCUUCUGUUAUUCUUGGAUCGCUUCUUUGCUGGUUCGGAUCCUUGAUCUAUGGUGCUGUUUGAUCGUGUAGGUGAUUCAUGGCUGACCAGCAGUUAGUGGCACAAGUCCAAGACCAUGGUUUGGUUGCUAGUGAUCAUUCUUUAGUUAUUGGCCAAGAGUUUCAGGAUGUGGAAAGUUGCAGAAGAGCACUAAAGGAGAUUGCCAUUGCUUUACAUUUUGAGCUUCGGAUAGUGAAGUCUGACCGUAGUAGAUUCAUUGCCAAGUGCUCCAAAGAAGGAUGCCCAUGGAGAAUUCAUGUGGCAAAGUGCCCUGGAGUGCCGACUUUCUCAAUUCGAACUUUGCAUUCUGAUCAUACUUGUGAAGGUGUCCGCAAUCUUCAUCACCAGCAAGCUUCUGUUGGAUGGGUGGCAAGAUCAGUGGAGGCCCGUUUGAGAGAUAACCCUCAGUAUAAACCGAAGGAGAUAUUGCAGGAUAUUCGUGAGCAGCACGGAGUUGCUGUGUCUUAUAUGCAGGCAUGGAGGGGAAAGGAGCGGAGUAUGGCUGCAGUUCAUGGUACUCUUGAGGAUGGGUAUCGUCUUCUCCCUGCAUACUGUGAGCAGAUUAGGAGAACAAAUCCUGGAAGUAUUGCGGUGGUUUAUGCUACUGGUCCUGAGAAUUGCUUCCACCGUUUGUUUAUUUCCUACAGGGCAUUGAUAUAUGGAUUUCUACAAGCUUGUAGACCACUUCUGGAGCUUGAUAAAGCACAACUCAAGGGGAAAUACCUUGGAACCUUGCUUUGUGCUUCUGCUGUAGAUGCAAAUGAUACAUUGUUCCCGUUAGCAUUUGCAGUUGUGGAUUCUGAGACUGAUGAUAAUUGGAUGUGGUUUCUUUCAGAGCUGCGAAAAUUGCUUGGAGUGAGUACAGAUAAGAUGCCGAUUUUGACAAUUUUAUCAGAGAGGCAAAAUGGUGUUGUUGAAGCAGUGGAAACUCAUUUCCCCAGUGCCUAUCAUGGAUUUUGUUUGCGCCAUGUGAGUGAGAGCUUCCGGGAUGAAUUUAAGAAUUCGAAACUGGUCAAUCUUUUUUGGAAUGCUGUUUAUGCGCUCACUGCAGCUGAGUUCGAGUUGAAGGUGGCUGAGAUGAUGGAGGUCCAAGACGUCAUGCCUUGGUUCCAUCGCUAUCCACCUAAUCUCUGGGCUGUCGCAUACUUUGAGGGUGUGAGAUAUGGCCAUUUCACUCUCGGAAUUACCGAAUUAUUAUAUAACUGGGCUCUCGAGGGUCAUGAGCUUCCCAUGGUGCAGAUGAUGGAGCAUAUCCGACAUCAUUUAAACACAUGGUUUCACGAACGGCGAAAUAUGGCCAUGUCAUGGGCAUCAAUCCUUGUACCCUCUGCGGAGAAGUUGAUUGCAGAAGCCGUUGCAGAUUCACGCUGCUACCAAGUUCUUCGUGCAAACAAAGUGGAGUUUGAAAUCGUGUCAUCUGAGAGAACAAACAUUGUGGAUAUACAAAGUCGGUGUUGUUCUUGUCGGCGAUGGCAAAUAUAUGGCAUACCAUGUGCGCACGCUGCAGCAGCACUCCUAUCAUGCGGCGAAGAUGUCAGACUCUACGCCCAAGAGUGCUUUAGCAUCAACAGUUACCGUGAAACCUAUUCACAGGUGAUCAAUCAAAUUCCCGAUAGAAGUUUAUGGAAGGAUGUAGCAGAGGGAACAGAAGGUGGUCUCGGCAAAGCAGAUAUAAUCAUUCGCCCGCCAAAAACACGGAGGCCCCCAGGCCGGCCAAAGAAGAAGGUCCUCCGAAUAGAAAGCUUAAAGCGACCGAAACGAGUUGUACAAUGUGGCAGAUGUCAUCUGUUGGGACACUCACAGAAGAAAUGCACAUUGCAAAUCUGACUCCCAAUGCUGUCCAGCUGAAUUUUUUUCUUCUUUUUUCUGAUAAUUUGCAGUUUAAAUUAUUGAGCUAGUAUUUGUAUCAUGGCAGCAGAUAAGCAUGAGCAUGCUAUACAAAAUCAUUGUUGUAUCUCCGUCAUUUGAUUGAAUCUGAGUUGCAUCCUAGUGUUCCAUUUUCCGCGAAAUUGAUUUC